GUCCAAGCCUUCGACCGUAUCGUGGAGGUGAACGGACAUAGGGGGCGCGCUGUGGAGCUGCUCAAGCUCAGCGAGGCCGCCGAUCAGAUUUGCAUGAAGGUGCUGCACUACCCGAAGCUGCUCCGGUACGACAGCGACUCCGAGUCGGAGGCCGACGGCCGCGGCGGCGCCAACUGA
Prorocentrum cordatum is the source of this 177-nucleotide messenger RNA. The record is from the annotation of a GenBank genome assembly. Lineage: Eukaryota; Dinophyceae; Prorocentrales; Prorocentraceae.